AUGUCUACUCAACAACCACCAUUUGUAUUCUAUCCAACUGCAUCAAAUAAUAAUAAUAUGCAACAACCAACAUUUAAUCAACCUCCACAACAACAACAACCAAAUGUUGUCUCCGGAGGUGUUCCACAACAUCCAUUCGUAUACUAUCCACAAGUUGUGAUGGGACAAAACGGCCAACAACAAUACAUUCUUUCUCCUCCACCAAGAUUUACCCAACCAACUAUUUAUACUACUCCUGUUGUGAUGGAUCAACAAGCUAGUAGUAGUAUUCCUUUGGAAAAUAAUUUGCAACAAGUUGAUAAUCAAAAUACAACAAGAUCAUGUUCAUGGUCAUCAUGUAGAUCUAGCAAAUUCUGUAAAUACGUAAAGGAAAAUAGAUGGUUCACUGGUCAAAUUGUAGUGACAAUCCUCAUGGCUAUCCUUUGUAUCGCUGCCAUUGCAAUGUAUCCAAUGGUUGGAGGUGUUAUGGCUUUCAAGAUUUUAUUGUCUGUUGUCUGUUGUGUUGCUGCUUAUAAGAAGAAGUAUUUGGCAUUGAGCUUCUUCAGUGGUUCUAUUCUUGUUGAUUUACUCUUGUCCUCCUUCAUUAUUGGUUUGGUUGGUUCUUCCAGCCAUUCUGACUAUAACUAUGUCAAUCCUGCUCUUACUCUUCCAUUCCAAAUUUCAUUCCACAUUCUUGAAUUGACUUUCUUGGUUAUCUGCCUUGUUUUAACUGCAAAGAUUCACAGAGAAGUCCACUCAACAAGCGUCCCAGCUCAAGAAAAUGUUGUUCCAGUUUUGUCUACUGAAACUCCAGUUGUUGCCAAUACUUCCUCCCAAGAAAACUACUCUCGUCUCCAAGAUGAACAAGAAUCUCAACAAGAAGCUGUUCAAAGAUAUUACCCAAGCUUGAACAAUAACAACAACCAUUAAGUUAUUGUAAAAAUCGAACAAAACACUACCUUAUAAAAUAAUUUCUGUACAAAAUGUUUUAAAGUAAGAAAAUAAAAACCUCGAUUCCUUCU
Naegleria gruberi is the source of this 1001-nucleotide messenger RNA. RefSeq lists its product as uncharacterized. Bases 1 to 909 code for a protein of 302 amino acids. The record is from RefSeq and is a predicted model, not a curated record. The transcript has a single exon. Lineage: Eukaryota; Heterolobosea; Eutetramitea; Acrasida; Naegleriidae.